UUUCUUGCCAUAUUUCGCCUCCUACUGUUCCUCACCGACGACUGCUACUUGCAACACCCCAGACCCCCAGUCAAGCUUAGAUGCUGGGAGAGCGAGCGGUAGCAGAGCGAGUGAUUGAAGUCUGCCGUAUUUCUCGCGCGAGCCCUGGCUCUAAUGCCUCAACCUCGUGAGAGAUGAGCCAAGGCAAAAGGAGAGUAAGGAACCGAGAAAGAAGUAGGAGAGGCGAGAGAGAAAGUGAGCAGCGGAGAGGUGUACGGGGGAGGGAGAAGGGAAGGGUGGAAGUGGAGAUAAGGAGAACAGAGGGGCAGGAGAUAAUAGUGUAACAGUCGUUCCUGUUCAGAAGAAAACGACAAGGGAUAAAAGUGCUCGCAGUCCUACUCACCCUCCUCCUUUCCCGCGCGCUUGUCUCGUUACUCUACUCUCUCCGUCAACCUUUGAACUUCGAAGUUCGCUCGUCCCUCUGCCCUCGCCUCUUAUCCUCGCCCUCCCAGGGCGAAGCUAUCCGGUCGCCCCCCUGAUCCACCCUUCCACGUGCCUGCCGCCAGCGUGGCUUGUGCGCACGGCGGGGGUAACGUCUGCGGACGUUGGAACGCAGCCGCUGCGACUCUAGACACAACUCGUGGGAGGAGCGUAUGAAGGCCACCGCUGCGUUUACGCUUGAACCCUUCGCUCGACUCUCGCCCUAUGAUCCUCCCCACCCGCAUGCCUGCUUGCUUCCACACCCAUCUCCAUUUGCAGCACCCCCAGCAGCGGCAGCAGCGGCAGCAGCGGCAGCAGCAGCAGCAGCAGCAUGGAUGCACCCAGUGCGGCAGCAGCGUCACCGUCACCAGCUGCAGCAGCAGCAGCGGGCAGCAUGACAUCAUUCCCUGCGGCGCAGGCCUUGCCCGUACCUGCCAGCGCCAUGUCUCCCGCCUACCACCUCCUCUACUCGCAACUCGUCGCCGCCUCUGCUGGCCCUCACCAGUGCACAUCCCCAUCCGCCCCAUCGGCCCCAUCAGCGCCUUCAGCCCCCACGCCCAUGUGGCCCCAUCUGUCGCCGUCCCCCGCCCUGCCCUCCGCAUACUUCCCCUUCAGCCCGCCCGCCGCCGAUGGCCUGCCGCCCUUCCCCUUCACCCCGCCGCCACACGUGCCUGCGCCCUCCACGCCCCACCCGGCAGCGUCAGGCGCCGGCGCCGCUGCCUCUGGAGGCACCGCAGCGCAGGCGGCAAGGCGGCCGCACGCAGGUGACGGCUCCAGUGACCUGGGCAGCAGCCGCGACGGCGGUGGCACGGGCGUGGGCGCGGGUGGGGAAGCUGAAGCUGUGGAGCCGGCGUUGGCGCGGCGCACGACGACCAGCCUCUCCCUGGCGGCCGGCUUCCACUCCACCUCGCCCGCUGCUGCCGCCGCUGGAGGCAGUGCGCUGCCGCCCAGCGAGUGGCGGCAGCACCACAUGGCGCAGCAGCAAGAGAUGGCGCAGGGGGAACCGUUUGCUGGUGGCCAAGGGAAUGCAAACUCGGCUUACCUCACAGAUCUGCUGCAGCAGGCGCAGGCGCAGCUGGCGGACUUGGACCAGGCGGGCGCCAACCUGCGCCUGCUGGGCCUCACCCUGCCCUCCGCCGACCCCUCCCUGCCUCUAAGCCACCCGCCCGCACCAGGCCCCCACUCCGCACAUCUCCACACCCAAUCACUAGCGCAGCAGCAGCAGCAGCAGCAGGGGGCAUCGGGGCAGGGCGUGCAGCUGCCCCUGCAGGUACUCAUGCAGCUGCACGGCCUCGUGCAGACCCCCCCCGCCACCGCCCACCCUCCCACGCACCCCUUUGCCGCCCACCAGCAGCAGCAGCAGCAGCAGCAGCAGCAACAGCAGCAUUCCCCAGCACAGGUGGCGCAGGCACUGGCUCUGGCGCUGGGGGCCGGGGGGGAGGGCGCACUCGAGGGGCAGGGCGUGGGGCGUGGGGGGCUGGAUUGGCGCUGGGGUGGGGGAAGCAGUGGGGGGGCGAUGGGGAGGGGCGUGGGGGGCAGCAGCGCUGGGGGGGGUUACAGCAGCCGCGUACAGCAGGGGCUGCUGGCUGGUGCAGCAUCCCCUGGGGGGGAAUUUGAGCCGCCGUCCGCCUUGUCCCCUCAGUCCGCCCCAUCGCCCUCCGUCCCCCUGCUCUCCCCGCGCGCGCCUCGCUUCAGCCCCAGCGGCGCACACCGCCCAGUGGGAAGGGCACUAGGUGCAGCAGGCACAGGGGAGGAGGGGGGUGCGGGGCCGGCAGAGAGGGGGGAGGCGGGGGUAGGGGGGUCGAGUGUGAGCGGGGGCGGCAACGGCAAGCGGCAGGCACGAGCGGCGGCGGUGGCAGAUGGCGUGCUGUGCAAGGUGCGCGCCAAGCGCGGCUGCGCCACCCACCCUCGCUCCAUCGCCGAACGGGUGCGGCGGUCGCGCAUCAGCGACAAGAUGAAGCUCCUGGCGGACCUCAUUCCGGGCAUGGACCGGCAGGUGAAUGCGGCAGACAUGUUGGAGGACGCCAUAGAGUAUAUCAGGCACCUGCAACGCCAGAUGGAGGCGGUGCGCCUGCUGCACCCCAACGUGCGCGUGGAGCCCUUCGUGAGCCGCCUGGACAGCCAGCAGGGGGCUGCCAGGGCCGACGACGCAGGGGAGGACGGCAGGGACUGGGGCUGGGGGAGCGAGGGGAUGGGGGGGGAGCAGAGGGAGAUGGGGAGAGGAUGGAGAAGACAAGGGAUGGUCAGCUUGCAACAAGGUCUCUCGCAGUGGCGGGCAGAGGGGAUGGCGACGAACUUGAGGAUGUGAAGGAUGUGCUUGUGGGACUAGAGGCACGGAAUAUAAGAGAUGGCGGGAGUGGGGGAGGUAGGGGUGUGGAUAAAACAGACGAUCAACACACUCUGCAGCAGGACAGGUUAAGCCUAUCUAUCACUUGAAUGCAGAGUGUUCAACCUUCCAUGCUGGAUUGAAAUGGUUCUUCUGCAUUCAUCCCCUUUUGGUUGAGCCAGCAGCAACAUUCAGCCAG
Messenger RNA from Closterium sp. NIES-67, 2984 nucleotides. The record is from the annotation of a GenBank genome assembly. Lineage: Eukaryota; Viridiplantae; Streptophyta; Zygnematophyceae; Desmidiales; Closteriaceae.